Malaya genurostris is the source of this 564-nucleotide messenger RNA. RefSeq lists its product as uncharacterized. NCBI's taxonomy places the organism in Eukaryota, Metazoa, Arthropoda, Insecta, Diptera, Culicidae. The transcript has a single exon. The record is from RefSeq and is a predicted model, not a curated record. The coding region runs from base 1 to 564 and encodes 187 amino acids.
AUGUUCCACUUGCUUCUAUUCACCUUGGGUCUAGUUUUCCUAGGCACCACCAGCAACCUCGUCGACUGUGUUGCCAUGGAGUUGGAUCUGGAUCGAUUCGAGCAGAUAUCCGGAUUUAACCUAAUAGACUUCUCCAAAAUGCGGGUCCGAAAGUUCAACCGAACUACCUACGUACUGGACGGAGAGUUCGAAUUAUUUGAAGACCUCAACGAUAAAUACCAAGGUGCAGUUACAUGUGCAUAUAGUGCCCUUGGUAACAAUCAGUGGAACGAGUAUCCGUUCAAAAUAUCCAAGGAUAAAUUGUGCAAUGUGUUUAAUGGGGCAUACAAGGAAUACCAAGAGUAUUUCGUUGAAUCCACAAACCUGCCACGGGUUGGGGAUGAUUGGCUCUGUCCGUUCCCGAAAGGUAAAUAUUGGGUACGGAAUUUAGCUCCAAAGGCCGAUUGGGUACCAAAGGUCGUUCCUGCUGGAUACUGGAGACUUACCAUGUGGCUAUAUGAUACUAAGGAUGAAGUCGUCUUCAAGGCUCAUUUCUUCAUGAAACUUACUAAAGGAUAUUUUUAA